CUUGCACUGGCUCCUUAGUGACUCAUUCUUUUUCAGCAAAGUAACUGGGUAAUUUCUGUUUGAGUGCUAGGAAUAAUGGUGAGGAAGGCAGACCCAGUAGCUCAAAAUAGGGCUUGCCCUCACUGUUUGUGUUGUCUCCAUUCAUUCCUGUUUGAGAAUAGUUAUUUCCCUCAGCCCUCUGGGAAAUGGUAAAGGCAAGGGAGGCAGGAGUGUGCUUUCAGUGUGCCAGCUGUGUGAAACAGGUGCUUCCCAAACCUUGCAUCCAGGCCAGCCAGGAAGCAGUGACCAAGGGUGCACACAGCUCACAGUCUAGGGUUGCAGCUCUCAGGCUCUGUCUGCGCAUUGCUGGGGUGUGAGCAGCUUUAAAUCAUUCCCCUUCUAAUUAAAAACAGUGUUGGUGUAUUGGCUUUUCAGGUACCCAUCUGUAUUGAGCGGAUCUGCCCGUGCCCCUUCGAGGAUCCCUUCCGUCCCUCCCCAUCGGCGUUGUUCGGGGGAUUAAAGCGGCGGCGGCCCCAUACACAAACGCAGCUGGUUCCGUUUGGUCAGCCUGAGCCUUGCUGUGAAACCACGACAAGAAUUCCAGGGAGCGCGCCUUUCUUCUGUAACUAGCGGGAUAGGAAAAAGAUCCCGAGUUCUCUGUGCGGAGCGGCAUCCGAAGCAGAGCAGCCGGCCCGGAGGGAGCUGGAGCAUCCCAGCCCAGAUGGGAGCUCGGCAGCAGACGGGCAGACGAGCAGCAACUGCCUGCAGAGUGCUGCUGUUGCUUGCUGCGUGCAUCUUGCAAGGCAGUUGCCAAGGAUGUGGAGGCGGGCAGUUUCGCUGUGGAAAUGGUCGCUGUAUUCCUGCAGACUGGAGAUGUGAUGGGGCUAGAGAUUGCUCAGAUGAUACAGAUGAAGCUGGUUGUCCUCAACCAACCUGUGAGGGCAGUCAGUUUCAGUGUCAGACUGAUGGUGAAUGUAUCCCACGUUCUUGGGUAUGUGAUGACGAGGAAGAUUGUGAAGAUGGAUCAGAUGAACAUCAACAGUGUCCGGGACGGACAUGCUCAAGCCAGCAGUUCACAUGUUCAAAUGGACAGUGUAUCCCAAGUGCAUACAGGUGUGAUCGAGUAAAGGACUGCACUGAUGGAACAGAUGAAAGAGACUGCCGUUACCCAAGAUGUGAACAGUUAUCCUGUGCAAAUGGAGCAUGUUUUAAUGCCAGCCAACGAUGUGAUGGCAAAGUUGAUUGCAGAGAUACUUCUGAUGAAGCUAAUUGCACACAUGGAUGCACCAGUACACAGUUUCAGUGUGCUAAUGGAGAAUGUAUCCCACAAGCCUUUAUGUGUGACCAUGAUGAUGACUGUGGAGACAGGAGUGAUGAAAACUCUUGCACUUAUGCAACUUGUAGAGGCAACUUCUUCACUUGUCCAAGUGGCCGCUGCAUUCAUCAGAGCUGGAUAUGUGAUGGAGAUGAUGACUGUGAGGAUAAUGAAGAUGAAAGAGGAUGUGAAAGUAAUUAUCAUGAAUGUUACCCAGGAGAGUGGGCCUGCCCUGAGUCAGGACAUUGCAUUCCAAUAGGGAAAGUGUGUGAUGGAACUGCAGACUGCCCCGCAGGAGAAGAUGAAACAAACAUCACGGCAGGCAGACAUUGCAACAUAUCUCACUGUGCUGCUCUGAGCUGUCAGUAUCGCUGUCAUUCUUCUCCUUCAGGAGGGAUGUGUUAUUGCCCUGCGGGAUAUACAAUAAGUAGUAAUGACAGUCGUACUUGUAUUGAUUUUGAUGACUGCAAAAUGUGGGGUGUCUGUGACCAAUUAUGUGAAGAUCGUGUGGGACAUCACCAGUGCCACUGCGUGGAAGGUUAUUUUCUAGAGCAUCAUCGACACUGUAGAGCCAACACUUCAGCUGGUGUUGCAUCAAUUAUUUUUUCCAAUGGCCGUGAUUUACUGAUUGGAGAUCUUCAUGGAAGAAAUUUUCGUACUCUGGUACAGUCGCAGAAUCGUGGAGUUGCAGUUGGUGUAGACUUCCACUUUUACCUGCAUAGGAUCUUUUGGACUGAUACAGUGCAAGAUAAGGUUUUUUCUAUUAAUAUUGAUGGCUCUGAUUUCCAAGAAGUUUUAAACGUUUCGGUUGACACUCCUGAAAAUCUAGCAGUGGAUUGGGUUAACAAUAAACUGUAUGUGGUUGAGACCAGUGUGAACAGAAUAGAUAUGGUUAACUUGGAUGGAACAAACCGUAUCACUCUUAUUGCUGAAAAUCUGGGAAAUCCUAGAGGAAUAGCACUCGAUCCAACUGUUGGUUACUUAUUUUUCUCUGACUGGGAUAGUCUGUCUGGUGAUCCUAAAGUGGAAAGAGCCUUCAUGGAUGGCACAAACCGUCAGGAUUUGAUAAAAACAAAAUUAGGCUGGCCUGCUGGAAUAACUCUGGAUAUUGUAUCAAAAAGGCUAUACUGGGUUGACAGCCGAUUUGAUUACAUUGAGACUGUAACUUAUGAUGGGCUUCAAAGGAGAACAAUAGCUCAUGGAGGCUCGCUGAUUCCUCAUCCAUAUGGAAUUACUUUAUUUGAACACAAUGUUUAUUUCACUGAUUGGACAAAAAUGGCAGUGGUGAAAGCUAAUAAGUUUUCAGAAUCGAACCCCCAAGUGAUCUACCAGUCUUCACUGAGACCAUAUGGAGUGACAGUUUAUCAUGCUGCCAGACAGCCAUACGUGAGAAAUCCUUGUGGAAAUAACAAUGGAGGAUGUGAACAGAUCUGUGUUCUCAGUCACAAAACAGAUAAUGAUGGACUAGGUUAUCGCUGUAGAUGUAUACUGGGCUUUGAUCUACACAUAGAUGGACGGCAUUGUGUUGCUGUGCAGCAGUUUCUGCUAUUUUCAUCCCAGCUAGCAGUGCGGGGAAUCCCAUUCAAUCUUUCUACCCAAGAAGAUGUGAUCAUACCUGUAACAGGAAGCCCUUCAUAUUUUGUUGGAAUUGACUUCUGGGCUCAAGAAGACACCAUUUUUUUUUCAGACACAAGUAGAGACAUGAUCUAUAAACAGAAAACUGAUGGUUCAGGAAGAGAAAUUCUGACAGCUAAUAGAGUGGAAAGUGUUGAAGACUUGGCCUUUGACUGGAUCUCAAAGAAUCUAUACUGGACAGACCCUCGAUACAGAAGCAUAAGUGUAAUGAGGCUUGCAGAUAAAUCUAGAAGAGCUAUUGUUCAGAAUUUAAAUAAUCCUCGAUCAAUAGUGGUUCAUCCUGUCAUUGGGUAUAUAUUCUGGACGGAUUGGUUCCGUCCUGCUAAAAUUAUGAGGGCCUGGAGUGAUGGAUCACAUGGCUUACCAAUUGUGAAUACAACUCUAGGCUGGCCUAAUGGCUUAGCCAUUGACUGGAGUUCUCUAAGACUGUAUUGGGUGGAUGCCUUUUUUGAUAAAAUUGAGCAUAGCACCUUUGAUGGACUGGACAGACGAACUCUUGAACGUAUUGCUCAGAUGACUCAUCCAUUUGGCCUUACUAUUUUUGGAGGCUAUGCCUAUUUCACUGACUGGAGACUUGGUGGGAUAGUUCGAGUGAGAAAGUCUGAUGGAGGAGAAAUGACUAUUAUUAGGAGGGGCAUUAGUAACAUUAUGCAUGUUAAAGCAUAUGAUGCACAUUCCCAAAUAGGCUCUAACUACUGUAACAGAGGAACAAAUCCUAAUGGAGAUUGCAGCCAUUUCUGCUUCCCAGUACCAAAUUUUCAGAGAGUUUGUGGUUGUCCAUAUGGCAUGAAACUGGCUUCAAAUCAACUGACGUGUGUUGAAGAUCCAUCUAAUGAGCCACCAACUUUGCAGUGUGGCUCAUACUCGUUUUCCUGCAACAAUGGAAGAUGUGUGCCUCGAUACUAUCAAUGUGAUGGCAUUGAUGAUUGCCAUGAUAACAGUGAUGAACAAAACUGUGGUUCUUUAAACAAUACUUGUUCCUCAUCAGCUUUCACCUGUGCCAGUGGACAGUGUAUUCCAGGUCGGUGGCGUUGUGAUAAACAUAAUGACUGUUUUGAUGGCAGCGAUGAAUUGCGUUGUCCCACACAAGGACCCACAUCAUGCCCUGAGACCCUGUUUACAUGUGACAAUAAUAGAUGUAUUCCUAGGAUCUGGCUGUGUGAUACUGAUAACGACUGUGGUGAUGGGUCAGAUGAAAAGAAUUGCACUUUCACAGGUACUUGUGAGCCCAGGCAGUUUCAGUGUCCAGACCAUCGCUGUAUUGACCCAUACUAUGUCUGUGAUGGGGACAAAGACUGUGUAGAUGGUGCUGAUGAGCAUGACUGCAUAUACAAUUGCAGUGGCACAGAGUUUAAAUGUGUAAGUGGAGACCAGUGUAUCAGUUCUUACUACAAAUGUGAUGGUGUUUUUGACUGUAAUGAUCACUCAGACGAGACCGAUUGCCCUACAAGACCACCAGGAAUGUGCCACCAGGAUGAAUUCCAGUGCCAAUCAGAUGGCAAUUGUGUUCCUGCUAGCUGGGAAUGUGAUGGCCAUCUUGACUGUGCAGAUGGCUCAGAUGAACAUCACAGAUGUCCUGCCAGGACCUGUCCUCCAUCCCUUUUCCGCUGUGACAAUGGCAACUGUGUCUACCGAGCAUGGAUCUGUGAUGGUGAUAAUGACUGCAGGGAUAUGAGUGAUGAGAGAGAUUGUCCUACGCAACCCUUCCGGUGUCCCAGCUGGCAGUGGCAAUGUCCCGGCCAUAGUAUCUGUGUGAAUCUGAGCAAAGUUUGUGAUAAUUCUGCUGAUUGUCCUAAUGGAGCAGAUGAAUCCCCACUGUGCAAUCAGGAGAGCUGCUCUGAUAAUAAUGCAGGCUGCACUCAUGAAUGUAUUCAAGGACCCUUUGGAGCUCAAUGUACUUGUCCUGUUGGAUACCAGCUGGCAAAUGAUUCUAAGACCUGUGAAGAUAUUAAUGAAUGUGACCCUCCAGGCUUUUGUAGUCAGCACUGUUACAAUGAGAGAGGAUCUUUUCGAUGUUACUGUGAUGAAGGAUACAUUCUGGAAACCAAUGGGAGGAUUUGUAAAGUGGCAGAGUCUGGGAAUCUUCUUUUGCUAGUGGCAAGUCGUAACCAAAUUGUUGUGGACAACAUCACCUCUCAGUCACACAGUAUCUAUUCUCUCAUUAGGGAUGGGAGGAAUAUUGUGGCUAUUGAUUUUGAUUCGAUCUCAGAUCGUAUCUUUUGGUCUGAUACAACACAGGAUAAAAUUUGGAGUGCUUACCAAAAUGGGACUGACCAAAAAAUAGUGUUUGACAGUGGUGUCACCGUGACUGAAAGUAUAGCAGUAGAUUGGGUAGGACGCAAUCUUUACUGGACAGACUUUGUUCUGGAAACAAUUGAAGUCUCUAAAAUGGAUGGGAGCCACAGGACUGUGCUGAUUAGUGAAAAUGUAACAAACCCAAGGGGACUAGUGUUAGAUCCCAGAAUUGAUGCUCAUGUGAUGUUCUGGACUGACUGGGGCCAAAACCCCCGAAUUGAAAGAGCCAGUAUGGAUGGCAAAUUGCGAACAGUGAUUAUUAACAGUAAAAUCUACUGGCCCAAUGGACUCUGCAUUGACUACCCAAAUAAACUUCUUUAUUUUGCUGAUGCUUAUCUUGAUUAUAUUGACUUUUGUGAUUACAAUGGGAACAACAGACAACAGGUGGUUGCAAGUGAUUUGAUUUUGCAACAUCCUCAUGCUCUAACUAUCUUUGAAGAUUUUGUCUACUGGAGUGACCGGUAUACUAACCGAGUAAUUAGGGCCAAUAAAUGGCAUGGAGGAAACCAAACAGUUAUGAUUUAUAACAUUCACCAGCCUUUGGGGCUUGUGGCAGUUCAUCCUGUAAAGCAGCCUUAUGGUAUCAAUUCCUGUGCAUCAUCACCCUGUAGCCACCUCUGCUUGCUUUCAUCAUCUGGACCACUUUUUUUUUCCUGUGCUUGUCCUUCUGGAUGGAUGCUUUCUCCUGACAACAGGAACUGCAUGCGAGUUGAACACCCUUUCCUUAUUGCUGUCAGAGAUAAUAUAAUUUAUGGAAUUUCUCUGAACCCUGAGGAGAAGACCAAUGAUGCUAUGGUUCCAAUAGCAGGAGUUCAAAAUGGUGUUGAUGUUGACUUUGAUGACUCAGAACAGAUGAUCUAUUGGGUUGAAAAUCCAGGUGAAAUUCACAGAGUGAGGUCAGAUGGAUCUAACAGGACGGUUUUUGCUCCAGCAGCUGUUAUUGGUGCUCCUAUUGGCCUAGCAUUGGACUGGAUAUCUGCAAACCUUUAUUAUAGUAACCCAGGAACACAGUCAAUUGAGGUCCUGAAGCUGCACGGUGAAGUAAUGUACAGAAAAACUCUGAUUACCAACGAUGGUACCUCUCUGGGAGCUGGCACACCAAUUGGUUUGACAGUUGAUCCAGCAAGGGGGAAACUGUAUUGGACAGACCAGGGAACUGAUAGUGGAGUUCCAGCAAAGGUUGCCAGUGCAAACAUGGAUGGAUCAGGUAUUCAAACCCUCUUCACUGGCAACCUGGAUCAUGUAGAGUUCAUUACCGUUGAUAUUAAAGAACAAAAGUUGUACUGGGCUGUCACAAGCACAGGAGUGAUUGAGAAAGGCAAUGUGGAUGGUACAAAUCGUGUGACUCUCGUGGUUCAUCUUUCUCAUCCAUGGGGAAUUGCAGUGUAUGAUACCUUUCUAUACUAUACCGAUCGAGAUUAUGAAGUUAUUGAACGAGUUGACAAGUUCACUGGAGCAAACAAAGUAGUACUGAGAGACAAUGUCCCAAGACUGAAGUGUCUACGAGUGUAUUAUAGAGAUAAUUCUGCUGGUUCCUCAAAUGGCUGCAGUAAUAAUAUUGGAGUUUGUCAACAACUUUGCUUACCUGUACCUGGUGGAUUAUUCUCCUGUGCAUGUGCUACUGGCUUUCAGCUAAAUCCUGAUAACAGAACCUGUUCUCCAUACAAUUCAUUUGUAAUUGUUUCUAUGCUUUCUGCAAUUAAAGGAUUUAGUUUAGAGACGUCUGAUCACUCUGAAGCCAUGGUACCUCUAGCAGGAAGAGGACGGAAUGUGCUUCAUGUGGAUGUUCACAUGCCUUCUGGUUUCAUUUACUGGUGUGACUUCAGUAGCACAGUGUCUUCUCAGAAUGCAAUACGUAAAAUUAAACCUGAUGGUUCUUAUUUUAGAAAUGUUGUUACGAAUGGAAUAGGACGAAAUGGAAUCCGUGGCAUUGCAAUUGACUGGGUAGCAGGAAAUCUUUAUUUUACAAAUGCAUUCCUGACAGAGACUUUUGUAGAAGUUUUACGUUUAAACACAACUUAUCGCCGUGUUCUGCUUAAAACUACAAUAGAUAUGCCAAGGCACAUAGUAGUAGAUCCAAAAAACAGAUACUUGUUCUGGGCAGAUUAUGGGCAAAAUCCGAAGAUUGAACGUGCAUUUCUGGACUGCACCAACAGAACAGUUCUGGUAUCUGAGGGCAUUGUCACACCUCGUGGGUUGGCCAUCGAUCACAGCAAUGGCUACAUUUACUGGGUAGAUGAUUCCUUAGACAUGAUUGCAAGAAUUCAACCCGAUGGUGGUGAUGUUGAAAUUGUGCGUUAUGGCAGUCGCUAUCCAACUCCAUAUGGUAUCACCGUCUUUGGGAAUUCAAUGAUCUGGGUGGAUCGGAACCUGAAAAAAGUGUUUCAAGCCAGCAAGGAGCCAGGCAAUACUGAUCAACCAACAGUAAUACGAGACAACAUUAAUUGGCUAAGGGAUGUUACCAUUUAUAAUAGUCAUUUUCAGUCACGUUCACCCCUUGACGUAAACAACAAUCCUUGUUUGGACAGCAACGGAGGCUGUUCCCAUCUGUGUUUUGCCCUGCCUGAAUUGCAUAUACCCAAAUGUGGUUGUGCCUUUGGCACACUGGACAGUGAUGGCAAGAGAUGUACCAUUUCAACAGAUGAUUACUUGAUUUUUGCCCUUGAGAAUGCCCUCAGAAGUAUUCACCUGGAUCCUGAAAAUCACAGUCCUCCCUUCCGUGCAGUCAAUGUGUUAAGAACUGCAGUGGCCUUGGAUUUUGACAGCAUAAACAACCGAAUAUAUUUUACACAAAGUUAUCCUUCAGGUGCUGGAAGAAUCAGUUAUAUCAGUAUUUACUCAGGAAUUGGCACUCCAGUAGUAGUUGCAUCUGACCUGGGAACUCCAGAUGGCAUAGCCUUUGACUGGAUCAACAACAGAGUUUACUACAGUGACUACCUCAACCAGACUAUCAGUUCAAUGGCUGUGGAUGGCUCUAACCGCACCGUGAUUGCCCGGGUCCCACGACCAAGAGCUGUAGUACUAGAUCCCUGCAGAGGCUAUAUGUACUGGACUGACUGGAGCUCCAAUGCAAAGAUAGAACGAGCUACACUUGGAGGAAACUUCAGAACACCUAUUGUAAGCACCAAUCUGGUGUGGCCAAAUGGGCUUACCCUGGACUAUGAAGAACAGCAGCUAUACUGGGCUGAUGCAAAUCUGCAAAAAAUUGAGCGAUGCACUCUAACUGGUACAAACCGUGAGGUAAUUGUUAGUACUGCUCUCCAUCCAUUUGCAAUGACAUUGUUUGAUCAGCAUAUAUAUUGGACAGAUUGGAACACACGAAGCAUUUACCGAGCUAAUAAAUAUGAUGGUUCAGAUCAAAUUGUAAUGAUCAUGAAUCUUCCACAAAGACCAAUGGAUAUUCAUGUCUGGGCAAAAAGUAAGCAGCAGCAGUGUACCAACCCUUGUAACCAGUUCAAUGGUGGUUGCAGUCACAUUUGUGCACCAGGUCCAGCUGGUGCAGAGUGUCAGUGUCCAUCUGAAGGUCGCUGGUAUUUAGCCAAUAAUAAUAAGCACUGCAUUGUGGAUAAUGGUACCAGGUGUGACACUGGUUUCUUCACCUGCCUGAAUGGACACUGCAUCUCAGAGCGAUGGAAAUGCGACAAUGACAAUGACUGUGGUGAUGGAAGUGAUGAGUUGGAGAGUGUGUGUGCUUUCCAUACUUGUCAGCCAACAGCUUUUACCUGUGGUAAUGGGCGAUGUGUGCCUUAUCAUUACCGCUGCGAUCACUACAAUGACUGUGGAGACAACAGCGAUGAGGCUGGCUGUUUAUUCCGAACUUGUGACUCCCACACAGAAUUUACUUGCAAUAAUGGAAGAUGUAUAUCUCUUCAAUACGUCUGCAAUGGAGUAAAUAAUUGUUACGAUAAUGGCACAUCAGAUGAGAGAAAUUGCCCGGAACGGACUUGCCAGUCUGGUUUUACCAAAUGCCAAAGCACAAACAUCUGCAUUCCUCGAACUUAUUUGUGUGAUGGUGACAAUGACUGUGGAGAUAUGAGUGAUGAGAGCCCUACUCACUGUGUCUCAAUGACUUGCACAAACAAUGAGUUUCGUUGUACAUCGGGACGCUGUAUUCCUGCUCAUUGGUACUGUGAUCAAGGAAUAGACUGUGCUGAUGGCUCUGAUGAACCUGCCUCUUGUGAGCCUCACCUGCGGACUUGUUCAAGUGACCAAUUCAGAUGUGAUGAUGGCAGAUGUAUCCCAGCAACAUGGAUCUGCGAUGGUGAUAAUGACUGUGGGGAUAUGAGCGAUGAGGAUCAAAGACACAGUUGUGCAAACCGCAGCUGCACAGCUGCAGAGUUCACAUGUGCCAACAAUCGCCCCCCGCUCAGGAGGUGCAUUCCUCGGGCAUGGAUCUGUGACGGUGACGCUGACUGCAGUGAUGCACUUGAUGAACACCAGAACUGCACACGAAGAUCUUGCACGGAGAAUGAGUUUACUUGUAGUAAUGGCUUGUGUAUCCGAAGCGCAUACAGGUGUGACAGACGGAAUGACUGUGGUGAUGCCAGCGAUGAAAGGGGUUGCAUCUAUGAGCCAUGUCAGCAGCACCAGUUUACUUGUCAAAAUGGACGUUGCAUUGCCAAGGCCUACAUUUGUGAUGGAGAUAAUGAUUGUGGUGAUGAGUCUGAUGAGCUGGAACACCUCUGUAGUACACCAGAAGCAACGUGCUCUCCCCAUCAUUUUAAAUGUGACAAUGGAAACUGCAUUGAAAUGGCUAAAGUCUGCAAUCGGUUGGAUGAUUGCUUAGAUAAUAGUGAUGAAAAAGGAUGUGGAAUAAAUGAAUGCAGUGACCCUUCAAUCAGUGGAUGUGAUCAUGACUGCACGGACACCCAAACAAGUUUCUACUGUUCUUGUCAUCCUGGAUACAAACUUAUGUCAGAUAAACGAACUUGUGAUGAUAUUGAUGAGUGCAAUGAAACUCCAUCAGUAUGUAGCCAGAUUUGUGAGAACACAGCUGGCUCCUACAUCUGUAAGUGUGCCCCAGGCUAUAUCCGGGAGCCUGAUGGAAAAAGUUGCCGACACAAUAGUAAUAUCUCCCCAUACCUUAUUUUUAGCAACCGUUACUAUCUGAGAAAUCUCACAGCAGAUGGCCAGUCUUACUCUCUCAUUUUACAAGGACUGAGAAAUGUGGUGGCACUGGACUUUGACAGGGUGGAAAAAAGGUUGUACUGGAUUGAUGUGGGGAGGAAGGUCAUUGAACGAAUGUUCCUAAAUGGAACAAAUAAGGAGGCUGUGAUAAGUGACGAUGUGCCGAAUGGGGAAGGUAUCGCUGUUGACUGGGUUGGCAGAAAAUUGUACUGGGUGGAUGCCUACAAAGAUUGCCUCUAUGUCUCUGAACUUGAUGGAAGAUUCCAGAAAAAACUGGUAGAUCGAUGUGUGGAUAUCAACAACACUUACUGCUUUCAGCAUCCCAGAGCAAUUGUUGUUCAUCCAAAAUAUGGACAGGUUUACUGGACGGACUGGGCAGAUCGAGCCUAUAUUGGACGAGCAGGCAUGGAUGGCAAGGACAAGACGGUGAUUAUCUCUACAAAGUUAGAGUGGCCCAAUGGACUUACCAUAGAUUACACCAACGACAAGCUCUACUGGGCAGAUGCCCAUCUAAAUUACAUUGAGUACUCUGACCUAGAUGGACAUCAUCGUCAUACCGUAUAUGAUGGGACAUUGCCUCACCCAUUUGCAAUAACCAUUUUUGAAGACACGAUAUAUUGGACUGAUUGGAACACAAGAACUGUUGAAAAGGGAAAUAAAUAUGAUGGAUCAGACAGGACUGUUCUUGUGAACACCACGCAUAGGCCAUUUGACAUCCAUGUUUACCAUCCAUACAGACAACCUUUUGUUAAUAAUCCUUGUGGCACCAACAAUGGUGGUUGUUCCCAUCUGUGUCUGAUAAAAGCUGGUGGUCAGGGUUAUUCCUGUGAAUGUCCCGAUAACUUCAUGAUUGUACAGUUUGGCAGUACAGCACACUGCCUUCCAACGUGCUCCAGCACCCAGUUCCUCUGUGCGGACACGGAGAGGUGCAUUCCUAUCUGGUGGAAAUGUGAUGGACAGAGGGACUGUCGAGAUGGCUCUGAUGAGCCCCCUACCUGUCCACACCGAUAUUGCCCUGUUGGUCAAUUCCAGUGUAAUGAUGGGAACUGCACAAGCCCACAUUUCUUAUGUAAUACUCAGUCAGAUUGCCAUGACAGAUCAGAUGAAGAUCCUGUACUUUGUGCUAAUCAUCAGUGUGAAACUCAUCAGUGGCAAUGUGCCAAUAAACGAUGUAUCCCAGAAGCCUGGCAGUGUGAUAGAGAGGAUGACUGUGGUGACAACUCGGAUGAAGAUAUUACUCACUGUGCAAGCAGGACCUGUCCCCCAGGCCAAUUUAAAUGUGACAAUGGCCGCUGCAUCCCAGAGUCCUGGAAGUGUGAUGUGGAUGAUGAUUGUGGCGAUAACUCUGAUGAACCAUUCCAUGAAUGCAUGGGCCCUGCUUACCGUUGCGACAACCACACACAAUUCAGCUGUAGAACCAGCUACCGGUGUGUACCGCUGUGGGCAGUGUGCAAUGGGAAUGAUGACUGCAGAGACAACAGCGAUGAGCAAGGCUGUGAGGAGAUGACUUGCAGUCCUUCUGGAGAUUUCCGUUGUGACAAUCAUCGGUGUAUCCCACUGCGCUGGAAGUGUGAUGGAGAUAAUGACUGUGGAGAUCAGUCUGAUGAGCACAACUGCAGUCCCCGUGAAUGCACAGAAAGUGAAUACCGUUGUGACAAUCUGCGCUGCAUUCCUUCCCGCUGGGUCUGUGAUCACGAUGAUGACUGUGAAGACAAUUCAGAUGAACGCGAUUGUGAGCUGAGGACCUGCCACCCAGGUUAUUUCCAGUGUAAUAGUGGGCACUGUGUUGCAGAGCGCUUCAGAUGUGAUGGAAAUGCGGACUGCCUUGAUUUCUCUGAUGAAAUAACUUGUCCAACACGGUAUCCUAAUGGUACAUACUGUCCACCCAUGAUGUUUGAAUGUAAAAACCAUGUCUGUAUCCAGCCAUACUGGAAAUGCGAUGGUGAUAAUGACUGUGGAGAUGACUCUGAUGAAGAACUUCACCUUUGCUUGGAUAUUGCUUGUGAAUCUCCAUUCCGUUUCCGAUGUGAAAACAAUCGCUGUAUAUAUAGUCAUGAGCUGUGCAACCAGGAGGAUGACUGUGGGGAUGGAAGUGAUGAGAAGGAGGAACAUUGUAGAGAACCAACUCCAAGACCCUGUACAACUGAAGAAUUCAAGUGUAGUAAUGGAAAUUGUAUUCCUCUACAUUAUGUCUGUGACAAUUAUGAUGACUGUGGAGACCAUUUUGAUGAAAUGGGCUGCAAUCCUGGAACAGAACGAACUUGUGCAGAAAAUAUCUGUGAACAUAACUGUACCAACUUGAGUGAAGGAGGCUUUAUCUGUUCUUGUAGGCCAGGUUACAAGGCCAGUGAAAAUAACCGAAACUCCUGUGAUGAUAUCAAUGAAUGUGAGAUCUUUGGAACGUGCACCCAGGACUGCAGAAAUUCCAAAGGAAGCUAUGAAUGUUUUUGUGCAGAUGGCUUCAAGUCAGUAGGUGAUCAGCAAGGGAAACAGUGUGCAGCUAAUGGUAAUCCUCCAUUGUUGCUGCUGCCAGAUAAUGUGCGCAUUCGAAGAUACAAUAUCUCUUCAGAACAGUACUCUGACUAUAUUGAUAACCAGGAGCGCAUCCAAGCUCUGGAUUAUGAUUGGGACCCUGAAGGGAUAGGCCUAAGUGUUGUAUACUUCAGCAUUCUGGCACAGGGUUCUCAGUUUGGAGCCAUCAAACGUGCUUAUCUGCCCACCUUUGACAGCAGUAGAAACAAUCCUACCAAAGAAGUUGACUUGAAUCUCAGAUACAUAGUUAAUCCUGAUGGCUUAGCUGUUGACUGGGUUGGAAGACAUCUUUACUGGACUGAUGCAGGGACCAAUCGAAUAGAGGUGGCAAAAUUAGAUGGACGGUACAGAAAAUGGCUUAUUUUUUCUCUACUGGAUCAACCAGCAGCUAUUGCUGUCAAUCCAAAACGUGGGCUCAUGUACUGGACUGACUGGGGAAGGCAGCCCAAGAUUGAAUGUGCCUGGAUGGAUGGACAACAAAGACAAACUUUGGUCUCUGAAGACCUUGGCUGGCCAACAGGUCUUUCUAUUGAUUAUUUGAACAAUGACAGGAUCUAUUGGAGUGACUCCAAAGAAAAUAUUAUUGAAUCUAUGAGACAUGACGGGACAGACAGAACCAUAGUAUUACACGGAGAAGUAGGCAGUCCAUACAGCCUUGAUGUAUUUGAAGGCCAUUUAUAUUGGAUAGCUAAAGAACGAGGAGAAGUCUGGAAAAAAGAUAAAUUUGGAAAUGGAGAAAAAGUAAAAGUUCUGACUGUAAAUCCAUGGCUUACUCAAGUGCGCAUCUAUCACCAGCAUAGAUACAAUCAGUCAGUGCCUAAUCCUUGUAAAGAUGUCUGCAGCCAUCUCUGCUUGUUGAGACCAGGAGGAUACACCUGUGCUUGUCCUCAAGGGACUCGGUUUGUAGAAGGCAGCAGCACAGAGUGUGAUGCGGCUAUUGAAUCCCCUCCCACAAUGCCACCAGCGUGCAGGUGCAUGUAUGGAGGAACGUGCUAUAUAGAUGAAAGUGGUCUUCCAAAAUGCAAAUGCUCUUAUGGCUACACUGGAGAUUACUGUGAAAUAGGAUUGUCAAAAGGAGUUCCUCCUGGAACAACAGCAGUAGCAGUGCUGUUGACAGUCAUACUAAUCAUAAUAAUUGGAGUGUUAGCAGUUGGAGGCUUCUUUAACUACAGACGGACAGGCAACAUUUUACCAGCACUUCCCAAACUACCAAGCUUAAGCAGUCUUGUAAAAUCAGCUGAAAAUGGUAAUGGGGUAACUUUCCGAUCCGGUGCAGAUGUAAACAUGGACAUAGGAAGUUCUGUUUUUGAAGGAGACUCUGCUAUAGACAGAGCAAUGCAAAUGAAUGAAAACUUUGCAGUAGAGUCAGGGAAACAGCCAAUCACAUUUGAAAAUCCAAUGUAUGCAACCAGAGAUAGUGGAGCUGGUGGAACCAGUGAAGUUACAGUCAUUCAACCAACACAGGUUACAGGAGCUGGUAAUGUGGAAAAUGAAAAUUUUGAAAAUCCUGUGUAUGCCUCUGCAGUAUCUGCUAGGCCUAAAGAACCGCCUCCAAAUACAGACACACCUCAGGAAUCAAAGUGGAGUUUCUUCAAGAGAAAAAUGAAACAAAACACUAAUUUUGAAAACCCAAUAUACGCGGAGAUGGAGAAGGAACAGCAACAGGACACAGAAAAUGUCCCUCCUUCCUCUCCUUCACUGCCUCCCAAGAUUACUCUGAAGAGAGACCAGCCAUUAGCUUAUACAGCAACAGAGGAUACAUUUAAAGACACCGCCAAUCUUGUUAAGGAGGACUCUGUUGUAUAAGUAGGUAAACUGAUGUAGGGAAAAUGAGACACAUCCAUUUGCACAUAUAUUUUUUAUAAACAGAAGAGUAAGGUUCACAUUCAAAUGCUUUAUAAAAAUAUAUACAUCUUUUAGUCAGCGGCUGGAGAUGUAUGUUGAAACUAUGCCUUGUUUUUUGACAAAUGCCAAUUACUAUUUUUAUGAACAAGUAUCAUGGUGUACUAUAUGUAUAUCUUUGCACUGAACCUGUCUGAAAGUAAUGUUAUAAAUAUGUUGUAAAUUUGUAAAUUUUUCAAAGAUUAUCUUGUUUUUUUGCUAGUAGAAAUCUGUAUGGAAUUGGUUGCAUAAAGAUGGGGUAAAUUCAUUAAGUAAGGGCUUAAGCUAAAAAUACCAACAAGGUGAGUAUAGGUGAGUUACUGAUUUACAGGAUCUUUUGCAUGUAUAUUUAUAACAGUACCUUUUAAAACUUCUACUGGUGCUCUGGGCAUCCUUACCACCAUUUUUUAUCAUCUGCUGGAUGUAGAAAUGAGUCUCUCUGUUUAUCUUGUGUUAAGCAAAAGUCAAUGCAGCAUCAUGAUGCUGAAUAGCUAUCUGUGCAGAUUGUUGUUCUUAUGUUUUAACUGCCUGGAAUAAAACAGUCCAUUAGACAUACUUUUCCACUAGGAUCCAAUUAAAACCACUCAAUUAAUAGCGUUCUUUAAAAGAUUUGAUAUAUUUAGAUUUUAGUGUCACGAGUGCUUAAUUUAAUGAGAUUCUCUCCUGUACAUCAGUGGAAUAGCUCUGUUCUUAGCUGGAGUCUCUGGAAGUUAUUUGUACUAUUAAAUGAAGUAGCUAGAUUUCUGUAAAAGCUUAUUUCUAAACAGCAAAAUACAAAAGAUACUGCUUCAUUUAAGAAAUUAUUCAGGUUUUUUAAUGUGAAAAUUUAAUUUUAUUGACUAUUUAUUUCCAGAGGUGGACAUUAAUAGAAAGGGAAACAAUUUCUACUAAUGCAGUCUUUGUAGUUAAUCUGCUUAUUUUCAUAACCUUCUAUCAGCAUAUACUGUAUGUCUUACCAGUUUUUCUAUUAAUUAGCCAAGGUAGUUUCCAUAGUGUGAACAGUUUGAGGUAACUUUGAGUACCACUACAGGAACAUGUAGCAUUUCUAACUAGUUACUCAUAUAAUUUAAAAAUUCCUAAAUUAAAAUCAUUGAGACUUCUACUAUUUGAUUGUUUUAUGUCUAAGUUCUCAAAACGUAUACUAUCUCUAAUUAGAAUGCUUCUAAUUAUUUUGUAAUGUACUUUCAUUAGAAAAGACUACUGGAAAAUAAUGCUGCUGAAUAAAUUUAAUAAAUGUAUUUUAUCAUA
Messenger RNA from Tympanuchus pallidicinctus (lesser prairie-chicken), 16012 nucleotides. It is a transcript of the gene LRP2, whose product is annotated as LDL receptor related protein 2. NCBI's taxonomy places the organism in Eukaryota, Metazoa, Chordata, Aves, Galliformes, Phasianidae. Gene Ontology annotation, molecular function: calcium ion binding; protein binding. The record is from RefSeq and is a predicted model, not a curated record. The transcript has 80 exons. The coding region runs from base 701 to 14689 and encodes 4662 amino acids.